AUGAUGCCGACGUCUAAUUCCAUAACAUAUCAGCUUGUUGCGUGGCUCGCAGCAGUGGCAGUGGUCUGUUAUCUGUUGAACAACAUCUGGAACAUUACAACGCAAGCUUCGAGUUUGUCCGCAAUCCCAAACGCUCACUUUUCAGCACCGUAUUCGAGACUCUGGCUGUUGUAUCUGAAAGCAACGGAAACCGAGCAUCAUGCAAGAGAACGCGCCCAUAGACGUCUCGGACCAAUUAUUCAAAUCGCACCCAAGGAGCUCAGUGUAAACUGUAUCGAAAAUGGCGUAAAAACAAUAUAUAGUGGUGGGUUUGAAAAGGGGGAGUGGUAUAAGGGCUUUGUCAAUUAUGGAAAGUCAUUUUUAUUCGGGAUCGGUCCUAACAAGCUGCAUGCUGAGCGAAAGAGAAUGCUCUUCCCUAUGUUCUCGAAUUCGUAUGUUCAAACGUCAUCUGAAGUGACCAAAAUCCUGGAUACUAUUUUGUUAGAGCGGUUGAUUCCGCAGAUGAAGAUGUGGGCACUAAAUCAAUCUGUGGUUGACAUCCACAGAGAGAAUAAAGCUGCCAUGAUGGAUAUUACAACUGCUUACUUGUUUGGACUGGGCAAUCAGACCAAUUUUCUGCUUGAUCCUAAGGAGAAAAAUAAGCUCACACUAUUCGAACAAGCCGUAUCCGCGUUAUUCUGGAUGACGGAGCUUCCAACGCUGGUUAAGCUGUGCUACCUGUUGAGAAUCCCGCUUUUAUCGACUGAAGUCCUGACAUCGUUCCAAUCGAUAGAGACCAUGGUCGCUGAAGUCUGUGAUAGGACAAAGCAGAGUCUACUUGAGACUAAAAAGCCCCACACUUCGUUGUAUGCGCAACUCCAAGAGAAGCUUGAGCCGACACUUGCUGGACCGGACCUAGAUCCAAGUGUUGCAGCAGAAAUGAUGGACAACAUCCAAGCGGGGCAUGAAGGUCCUGCCAUUACCGUCACAUACGUGAUGUGUGAGCUAUCCAGGAACUUCGAGGUAUUGAGCCGCUUACGGCUAGAGCUUUCAAGUUUAGAUGCUCAUCCUACGGCACAGGAUAUAGAGAGCCUACCUUUCCUUGACGCGGUUCUGCUGGAAACUUUGCGUCGAUAUCCCGCAGCCUUGGGUCCGUUUCCUCGUAAUGUGCCUUUGAAAGGAAGCAAUCUAGGUGGAUUUGAUAUUCCUGGUGGGACAAUAGUCAGUGCAUCUAUAUACUGCCUCCAUAACAACUCUGCUGUAUUUCCAAAUCCAGAACGAUGGCUGCCAGAUAGAUGGAUAGCUGCCUCGGCUGAACAACGAAAGAGCAUGAACAAAUGGUUGUGGGCCUUUGGUACUGGAAGCAGAAUGUGCAUUGGAAGUCAUUUGGCUAUUCGUAUGAUGAAAACGUUCAUUGUCGCGGUAUAUUCUGAAUUUGACACAGUGAUCGUUCCCGAGACCAGUUUCAAGCAAACUUACGGCCUGAUAGGCGCGCCUGUGGAUAAUAAGGUAAUGCUUGGUAUUCGCAAACAGAUGUAA
Glarea lozoyensis ATCC 20868 is the source of this 1518-nucleotide messenger RNA. Its product is annotated as Cytochrome P450. Lineage: Eukaryota; Fungi; Ascomycota; Leotiomycetes; Helotiales; Helotiaceae. The record is from RefSeq and is a predicted model, not a curated record. The transcript is spliced from 3 exons. Gene Ontology annotation, molecular function: oxidoreductase activity, acting on paired donors, with incorporation or reduction of molecular oxygen; monooxygenase activity; iron ion binding. The coding region runs from base 1 to 1518 and encodes 505 amino acids.